UGGUUUGACUGGCGCAGACCGAGUCGGCCGAACACACGUUCUACGUGGCGAACCGGAUGUUCCUGCAGUCCAACUGUCCGCUGCUGGCAACCUUCCGGUCGCAGAUCGAGGCCAAGUACAUGACCACCGCGCAGAACGUCGACUUCGAGAGCCCGGAUCAGACGUACGUGCGCGCCAUCAACGAGUGGUGCAGCAACGCGACCAACGGCAAGGUGCCCGCCGUGGUGACGCGAAAGACGUUCGGCGCCAGCUCUUCCAUGGUGCUCGUGAGCGCGGUCUACUUCAAGGGCCUCUGGAAGGACAAGUUCUACCCGAACGCCACGCACAUGAUGAAGUUCUACGUGUCGCGGGCCGACACGCUCGAUGUGCGCAUGAUGACGCGCACGGGCCGCUUCCCGUACGCCGAGGUGCCCUCGCUGCGCAUCCGGGCUCUCGAGGUGCCCUACCGCACGGGAAAGCUCUCCAUGGUGCUGAUCCUGCCCACGGAGGUGGACGGCCUUCGGCUGAUCCAGCAGAGCCUGCUGGCCGGCGACACCCUGUGGGAGGUGACCAAGCAGAUGCGUCCACGCGCCAACGUGAAACUCGGCCUGCCCAAGUUCGUGCUGACGUCGCGCAACAAGCUGCGAGACCUGCUCGAGGGACUCGGCUCGCACCGGCCUUUCGACCCCGCGCAGGCGCAGUUCACCAACAUCUCGGGAUUCAAGGGCCUGCACACCACCGAGAUCAUACAGGCCGUCACCGUAGAGGUGUCCGAGGACGGCAACGAGAUCACCCGCACCUCGGCGCUGGUCAACGAGGUGGUGUCCAAGGUGGCGCCCACCACGCAGUUCCUGGUCGACAGGCCCUUCCUGUUCUUCGUGCGGAGCACGGCCACCGGCGCCAUCUUCCUUUUCGGCUGCGUCCGACAGCCGCUAGAGUGGCGCCUCGAGAGUCCCGACAACUCGGCGCUGGUCUGACUGUGUGGCCCCUUUGUCCGCAGAAGCCCGGUGGUCCGCCAUAUUUCGGAACUCCGAAAAGGAAUCGGUGCACGCUAUAUAGAUAGACCUGUGGAACGAGCCAUGCUUCUUUUUUUUUUUUACAACUUCUUACGUUCA
Messenger RNA from Rhipicephalus sanguineus (brown dog tick), 1094 nucleotides. RefSeq names its product leukocyte elastase inhibitor-like. Gene Ontology annotation, molecular function: serine-type endopeptidase inhibitor activity. The coding region runs from base 57 to 956 and encodes 299 amino acids. NCBI's taxonomy places the organism in Eukaryota, Metazoa, Arthropoda, Arachnida, Ixodida, Ixodidae. The record is from RefSeq and is a predicted model, not a curated record. The transcript has 4 exons.